AUGGAAGAAGCACUUACUAAACCAAGGAAUGUUACCCAUACUUUAUAUAAAUUAUACAACUGGUUGCAAAUGGGAAUAAUUGACCUUAAUCCUGAAUUCCAAAGAGCAAUUAAACAAUCUCAUCUAGUAGAUUCUGUUCUUAACAAUUUUUAUGUUCCACCAGUAAUUUUUUCUUGUAAAAAAUUAGAUAACAAAAGAUGGAUCAGAGUAUGCAUAGAUGGGAAGCAGAGGUUAACUGCCAUCAAAAAAUUUAUGGAUGGUGAAAUUCCCCAUGUAAGCCCUUCUGAUGGCAAUGUAGCUAAAAGGUACUAUAAAAUUGUCAAUGGCAAAAAGUCAUUGACAGAACCAGAAAGAGAGCUAUUUGACUGUUCCGAGUUGCUUUGUGGUAAGAUUGAGUAUUAUGACCUUUCAUUACAGCAAGAGCAAGAAAUUUUUAGCCGUGUCCAAUUGGGUGUUGCAUUAACACCAGCUGAAAAAUUACAAGCAAUCAGUAGUCCAAUGGCUGAUUUUGCUCACUCCAUUUUCAGCAAAUAUCCUAGUAUUUCACUUAUAAUGGAUACUAAACGUGCUAGACCAUUCCAAUUGAUAACACAAUCAUUACAUAUGAUUGAAAAUGAACCUGAAAAAUUCAAUGCAACUCCUGCUGUCAUAACUAAAUUCUUAAAGGAAGAACGUCAAGUACCCUCAAAUUUAAAAAUCAUUGCAGAGAGAAUUUAUCAAACACUUGAAGCAAUGAUAGCUGAUAAUUCUGAUAUAUUUCAUAAAGAUAAUCGAUUGGCUCCUGUGGAAUUUGUGUUCCUAACUUAUAUGAUUGCAAAAUAUCCUGGUCUACUAAUCUCCCAUUAUCAAAGUCGUCUAUUAGCCAUGAAAAAACAUGUUCGUCAGAAACAUGACGACAUUCGAUUCAAUAAUAAAGUUUAUGACACAUUAAAAAGAUUUGUUGAUGGUAUGGAAUCUGAAUACAUAGUCACUUCAUCUACAUCUACUUCAUCUAAAUCAUUAGCAUCAAAUGGUGUGUUAUACAAAACUGAAUCAACCAAUUAUGGUGGACAACAAUCAUCUUCAUCUAGGCCAAAAAAAAGAAAUUCUUUGUCUUCUAAUGAUUUUCUGGCUGAAACGUCUCAAGCUGGUCCAGCUUGCAGGACUAGCAUUCGGCGUGAUUCUAUCUCAUUGGCAAAUCAAUAUCCUAUCCUUAUAUAUCUCGCCAUGAACUCAAUUGCCAUACCCACAGCCGCUGCCACCACACAAUCUAUCACCAUUAUUAAUCCAUCUUCCAACUCUUCAACUACUAUUACUGUUACCCACAUUAUCUUCUAUAUUUCCUGCGCCUUCAAUAGUCAUGGUAAUGGUAGCAAUACAAAAUUAGCAGCUGAAGAAGAUAAAGAAGAAAUACAGCUGCAUCUGCCAGAUUUCAUGUUAAAAAGAAAUUACGUGAAUAGAUACUUGAGAGAACUCAAGAGAAAUAGCAUCAAGAUUAAACCUGUUGAUAAAAAACAAAAGUUAGAUGAUGUAGUUGUACCAUCAUAA
This is a messenger RNA of Entrophospora sp. SA101, 1527 nucleotides long. NCBI's taxonomy places the organism in Eukaryota, Fungi, Glomeromycota, Glomeromycetes, Entrophosporales, Entrophosporaceae. The record is from the annotation of a GenBank genome assembly.